AUGGACACGGAACUGUUACGCUCUCUCCAACGGGAUACUGGCGACAAUACUGAUACCUGUGAAACCGGAAACGAGUAUGACGGUCGGCUGGGCCUCCGCGUUUCAUCCAUUUUCGUCAUCAUGGCUGGCUCGAUGAUAGCGGCAGUUUUUCCUGUGCUAGUGAAACGUUCAAGCACAGUUGGCGCUAAGUGUAAGCGAAUCGCACACUGGGUGUUUUUUAUAGCCAAAUAUUUUGGCUCUGGUGUCAUCAUUGCAACUGCUUUUAUUCAUUUGCUUGCUCCAGCGGAAGAGGCCCUAAGGGAUGACUGCUUGGCUGGUCCGAUCUCGGAGUAUCCUUGGGUAGAGGGCAUCAUUCUCAUGACCAUCAUUGCUCUGUUCUUGGUGGAACUGAUGAUUAUGCGCCAUUCAUAUUUCAGCACGAGCCAACAGAGCGACAUCAUUGAUAACGGAGGUCGGUGCCUUGGCGGCGUUGAUAAUUUUGGUGGUUGCAAUCAGGUUAAACAUCACCUACCGAUGGACGAUAAUUUGAGCCGGCCCCAGGAACACAAAGACGCAGAGGUGGCUCGAGGCAACUUCGCGUUCGUGGAUGACUAUGCAGCCCAGCUUAUCGGGGUUUUCAUUUUGGAAUUUGGAAUUAUCUUCCAUUCCAUAUUCAUAGGCCUGACACUCGCAGUUGCGGGUUCUGAAUUCACCGCGCUCUAUAUCGUUCUCACCUUCCACCAGACAUUCGAGGGACUAGGUCUGGGAUCUCGCCUCGCGAUGAUUCCAUGGCCGACUUCCAGGCGCUGGACGCCUUAUGUUCUGGGUACUGUCUAUGGUCUGACUACCCCCAUUGCCAUUGCAGUUGGCUUGGGAGUGCGCAAUACCUACCCACCUAGUGGUCGGACGACACUGAUAGUCAACGGUGUUUUUGAUGCUAUCUCGGCAGGCAUUCUUAUUUACACUGGCCUUAUCGAAUUAAUUGCGCGCGAGUUCCUGUUCAACUCAUUUAUGCGUCGGACUCCUCUUCGCACUGUUUGGUCGGCAUUUCUUCUGCUCUGCCUUGGUGCAGGACUCAUGGCACUGCUCGGCAGAUGGGCUUAA
Aspergillus calidoustus is the source of this 1083-nucleotide messenger RNA. The record is from the annotation of a GenBank genome assembly. NCBI's taxonomy places the organism in Eukaryota, Fungi, Ascomycota, Eurotiomycetes, Eurotiales, Aspergillaceae.